AUGCAGCGGGUAUAUCGACAGCAGGAGCAGGCGCGUCGGGGGCCGUGGCAGACGUUGACGGAGCAUCGACAGCAAGAGUUUGCCGAUAUGGAGUGGGUGCGCAGGCAGUUGGCGUGGUGGGCGAAUCAAUGCGGGAUUUGCGAGGGAGCGGGCGACGCGCAGAGCGGACACGACAUACAGCAGUGUUGGAGGGCAGAAAGCAAAACAGCAAAGGAGAUGGUACAGAGGAUUAAUGAUCAAGUUUGGUUCUGCAUGUUUUCAGGCUGUUUCCUGUGCAGUAGCGUGCCACAGGAGAUUUGCAAUAGCUAG
This is a messenger RNA of Didymella exigua CBS 183.55, 309 nucleotides long. RefSeq lists its product as uncharacterized. Lineage: Eukaryota; Fungi; Ascomycota; Dothideomycetes; Pleosporales; Didymellaceae. The transcript has a single exon. The record is from RefSeq and is a predicted model, not a curated record. Bases 1 to 309 code for a protein of 102 amino acids.